AUGCGUCUUGUGAUCUUAAUAACGUUGGCAACAGUUGCCACUGCAUACGGUUUCGUGGAAGACCAGACUGUUACAUGGAAUCUUGAUCGUAUUGAUCAAGCAAAAGCUGCAUGGCCAAACUGGAAUUCCCAAAAUGCAAAUUAUGACCCAAUAAGUACUGGUGCAGGCAGUGUAGUUUACAUUCUCAGUACUGGAAUACAGGGCUCACAUAAUAAUUUUGGUCCAGGAACUAUACGUCAGAAUAUAAUAUACGAUUUCGAUUCAAACAAUAUGCCUCAAGGUGCUGAUACACAUGGUCGUGGUACAGCGUUGGCUGGCGUGGUUGGUGGGUCAUAUACAGGAGUUGCCAUUGAUAUCGAAAUCGCUAUUGUUAGAAUAGCUGCAGAUCCGACUUCUGCAAACAUUACACAUGUUCUGCAAGGGAUGCAAGCAAUCCUUGAUGACUAUAAAUUUAGGAAACAAUAUAAUCCUACAAAUUAUUUGCGUGGAGUCGCCCUCGGGAGUGUAUCACUUGAUGUCAGAACUAACCCAGCAGAUGCAGAUGAUAUAGAGAACCUCAUGCUUCAACUGGUAGCUGAAGACCUAGUAGUUAUUGGCGGUGUUGGCGAUGAUGAUAAGGUAGACUGCUUGGACUUGACACCAGCCAGACUGUAUACAGAUAACAGUAUCAUUAUUGCUGGAGGAACAAACAUGUUAGACUAUAAAGAUAAUGCGUCAAAUGUUGGCGAAUGCGCUGAAGUAUGGGGACCUAUGGAGGAGAUUUUGAGUUCAGCAAUUUAUCCUAAUGACACCGAUAGGGUAGACUAUUAUACGUUUGCUGAUCAUACUCUUGCGUUUGGACUUGCUCAUGUGGCAGGCGUUGCAGCUAUAAUACGUGGCCGCUGCCCAGAUACUCCGAACUACCUCGUAGGACCCAUGGUUAUUGAAUAUGCUUUAGAGAAUGGCGGGACAGCACUUAUGCCUGACACUGAUGGAGAAUUAGGCCCAAUAAUUCGUGUUGCGUCCAAAGGAGAACAUCCAAUUUGCUUCACGCCUUGA
Messenger RNA from Saccoglossus kowalevskii, 1038 nucleotides. Its product is annotated as cuticle-degrading protease-like. NCBI's taxonomy places the organism in Eukaryota, Metazoa, Hemichordata, Enteropneusta, Harrimaniidae. The record is from RefSeq and is a predicted model, not a curated record.